CCUCCACCCUCCUCUCUCACACGUGCCCAUGUACUUUAAUGGAGUGGACAGCUCCCUCGCGCGCGCACACGUAUCAGCACUUCUUACCUCCUACAACACGAGUAGCCCAAAAUUAAAGCGUCUCGUGUGUGAGCACAGCCAAGCACAGAAAUGGCAACAGAAACUCUGGACAAACAAAAGACGAUCGAUCUUCGGAAGAAACACGUCGGUCCGUCUUGCAAAGUGUUCUUCAGUCAUGACCCUAUCAAAAUCGUGCGGGCGAGAGGUCAAUACAUGUACAAUGAAAAAGAGGAAAGAUAUCUGGAUUGCAUAAAUAAUGUAGCUCAUGUGGGUCAUUCCCAUCCAGACGUGGUGAAAGCAGGAGCAAAGCAAAUGGAGCUUCUCAACACCAACUCUCGCUUCCUGCACGACAAUCUCGUCUUGUAUGCUCAGCGUCUCCAAGCCACCCUUCCUGAAAAGCUUUCUGUCUGCUACUUCGUCAACUCCGGGUCAGAGGCAAAUGAUCUGGCCCUGAGGCUGGCUUGGCAGCACACCGGCCACAAAGACAUCAUUACACUGGAGAAUGCCUACCACGGUCACGUGUCAUCGCUCAUUGAUAUCAGUCCAUAUAAGUUUCAUCAGAUGGCCGGUGCCGAGCAGAGCCAGCAUGUGCACGUGGCUCUGAGUCCAGACAUUUACAGAGGCAAAUAUCGUGAAGACCACCCCGAUCCUGCCACUGCCUAUGCUGAUAAUGUCAAGGAAAUAAUUGAACAGGCGCACAACAAGGGACGAAAGAUUGCUGCUUUUAUCGCUGAGUCGCUGCAGAGUUGUGGAGGACAGGUCAUUCCUCCUGUGGGCUACUUCCAGAAAGUGGCACAGCAUGUAAGAAAAGCAGGAGGACUUUUCAUUGCUGAUGAGGUCCAGGUGGGCUUUGGCAGAGUGGGUUCUCAUUUCUGGGCGUUCCAACUACAAGGAGAAGACUUUAUACCGGAUAUUGUUACAAUGGGCAAACCAAUUGGAAAUGGUCAUCCAAUGUCAUGUGUUAUCACCACCACAGAGGUUGCAGAGAGCUUCAUGUCAUCAGGAAUGGAAUACUUCAAUACAUUUGGUGGUAACCCAGUAUCAUGUGCCAUUGGAUUGGCUGUGCUGGAUGUAAUUGAGAAGGAGGAUCUUCAAGGCAAUGCCCUGCGCGUUGGAGGCUACCUGACUCAGCUUUUGGAUAACCUAAAAGAAAAACAUCCUUUAGUGGGUGACGUGAGGGGUCAUGGCCUUUUUGUUGGGGUAGAGCUUGUGAGAGACAAGAAGCAGCGAACACCUGCUACAGCUGAAGCUCAGGAUGUCAUUUACAGACUGAAAGAGCAACGGAUUCUGCUAAGCGCUGAUGGCCCACACCGGAACGUCCUGAAGUUUAAGCCUCCCAUGUGCUUCUCUAGAGAGGAUGCUGAUCUCGCAGUGGGAAAGAUCGACCAGAUUCUGACAGACUUAGAAAGGGCAUUGAGUCUUGUUACUCCCGAAUCAACGAUCUUAGAAAAUGGGCACAGUAAGAGAAAGGAACCCAGUGAGGAAAAUGGCCACAUCCAUCCUUCAAAAGACAGCAGCCAUAAGCAGAACGCAACACAUCCAUCCAGCAAAAAAACAAAUAAGAGACUCAGAACUUAAUACACAACACACGGAUACAGCAGGGGAUUCAUCCGAGAACUGCUUUUAAUUACAGACAAUUUAAUUAUGUCUGUAAUGAUUUAUAAUCACUAAUCCAUGUUUUAAUGGAUAUGUAUGAGCAUUUUACGAUUCCUUGCCAUAUAUAUAUUUUAGAACUA
Messenger RNA from Misgurnus anguillicaudatus (oriental weatherfish), 1796 nucleotides. RefSeq names its product ethanolamine-phosphate phospho-lyase (gene etnppl). Lineage: Eukaryota; Metazoa; Chordata; Actinopteri; Cypriniformes; Cobitidae. Gene Ontology annotation, cellular component: mitochondrion. Gene Ontology annotation, molecular function: ethanolamine-phosphate phospho-lyase activity; pyridoxal phosphate binding; transaminase activity. The record is from RefSeq and is a predicted model, not a curated record.